Messenger RNA from Penicillium odoratum, 906 nucleotides. RefSeq lists its product as uncharacterized. The record is from RefSeq and is a predicted model, not a curated record. The transcript has a single exon. The coding region runs from base 1 to 906 and encodes 301 amino acids. NCBI's taxonomy places the organism in Eukaryota, Fungi, Ascomycota, Eurotiomycetes, Eurotiales, Aspergillaceae.
AUGCAGAACCCAUUGUCGGCAGCUGAUGUCCCUAGCCAAUUCCUUCAGGCCGCAUUCCUGGUUGGCCAAAUACCACUGAAAGCAUCCAAAGCCGAUCCACGCGUUUCAUAUGCGCUGUAUAUACCUCCGACACAUUACGACACAGACCCUCAAAAGAAACUUCCUUUGCUCGUUUGUAUACAUGGCACUGGCCGAAAUUCUGGGGCACUCCAUCGCGAAGAGAUGAUUUCAUUUGCCAACUCAACGCCCUGUGCCAUUCUUGCCCCAUUGUUCCCAGCCGGACUCGACGGACCAAAUGACUUAGACUCUUACAAGAUGCUUCGCUCAAAGUCAUUGGCCUCUGACCUUGUCUUGUUGUCAAUCUUGGAUGAGGUCGCGGUCCGGUGGCCAGGAAUUCAAGCGGACAAGGUCUUCAUGAUGGGGUUCUCAGGCGGCGGCCAAUUUGCUCAAAGGUUUCUCUAUAUAUACCCGGAGAGGCUGUUGGCACUCAGUGUGGGAGCACCCGGCCGCGUGACCAUGCUGGACCAUGUGCACCCAUGGCCGGUGGGCGUAGCGAAUGUCGAGGCAUUGUUUUCCCGACCAAUCCGGAAACACAAUAUCCAGCAAAUUCCUAUUCAGUUGGCUGUUGGAUCAGCAGAUAAUCAGCUUCAUGGUGGUGAAGACUUCUGGAAAUGGCUACAGCAAUUCAAGGGGAUGGAGAAGGGUCGGCAGGGGAGCGAGUUGCAAGCGAUGGGAAAAGGAAGAUCGGAAACCUUACAAAAUUUGCAUAAAGCUUGGGAGAAGGAGUACAUUCCAAGCCAGCUGGAUAUUGUGGAAGGGGCAUCUCACGAAGGAGGCAAAAUUUGGCCGCAUAUGAUGAAGUUUUUGAGGCCGUUGAUUCAAGCGGCUUUUCAUGACCAUGAAUAG